AUGCCCUGUAUACCUAAAUGGGAUUAUAAAUUUUAUGGUAUCAACGAAUUUGAAAGUUUACGCAUGGAUCCUCAACAUAAAUUUAUAUUAGAUUCGACAUACAUGGCUUUAGAGAAUGCGGGAAUAACACGAAAAGAAAUCAAGGGAUCCAAUACUGGCGUUUAUAUUGGAGUAAUGAAUGGCGAUUAUUCUUCUAAUUUCGCUACAAGUGUGCUGGACUUUGACAACUACACGAUAACUGGAACCAAUGACAGUAUCAUAUCUUCAAGAGUUAAUUACGUAUUUGAUCUACAUGGUCCAUCAAUGACUAUUGAUACAGCUUGUUCUUCAUCUCUUAUAGCAAUACAUAUUGCCCACCAAGCCAUUUUAUUGGGUGAAUGUGACAUGUGUAUUGCUGGUGGAGUUAACUGUCUACUUAAACCAGACAUAUUAAUCCAGCUCAGUAAAGCUGGUAUGGUAUCACCAAAAGGACAAUGUCAAGCUUUCUCUGAGAAUGCUGAUGGUUAUGCUCGAGGAACGGGAACUAAAGCAUGGGAUCCUGUUGAAGUAAAAGCUCUCGGGACAUUUUUCCAGACUGACGAAAAUUUAACACCAAAAAUAAUAGGAUCGGUAAAAACAAACAUUGGUCAUCUCGAAUCGGCAGCUGGUGUAGCAGUUGAUAUAGAAUCUUUACUUAAUAUAAAAAGGACUUUGUGUGAAAACGCUGAAGACCUGCAACUUGCCGAUUUUUCUUAUACAUCAAUAUAUACAAGAGAUCAUGAUCCAUGCCGUCUGGCUGUAGCUGGUCCAAAUACCGCCGAAGUUCUUCAAAUUCUAGAAGGUACUGAUGUCGACAAACAUGUGAUGGUGAAAUACCAGCCAGCUAAAGGAAAGAAGUAUAUCUUUGUUUUUGCUGGUUUAGGAACAAAUUGGCAAGGAAUGUGUCAGGAAAUGCUAAAAAGAUUUAAAGUAUUUCGUUCUACCAUUGAAGACAUUUCCAAAUAUCUUGAACGAUAUGCUAACUGGAACUUAAUGGAAAAUCUUCAAAAUGGAUUUGAUUUAGAGGACGCUAACAUCGCUCCAAUUAUGACAUUUGCAUGUGAGGAAGCGUUGUUUGUUUUAGUGGAAAGUUUUGGAAUUAAUCCCGAUGCUAUCAUUGGACAAUCUAUUGGUGAAGUAGCUGCAGCCUUUGCUUCUGGUGCUGUUACUCUGGAACAAGCUGUGUAUAUUAUUUAUCACAGAACAAGAGUACAGGUUCGAGGUACUGGUGGUAAAAUGUUUGUUGCUAAAAAUAUUGAAAUAGAUAAAGUAGAAGAGAUUUUAGAGAAAUAUGAAUCACAAGCUAAUGUAUAA
Lottia gigantea (owl limpet) is the source of this 1332-nucleotide messenger RNA. RefSeq lists its product as hypothetical. Gene Ontology annotation, biological process: fatty acid biosynthetic process. Gene Ontology annotation, molecular function: fatty acid synthase activity; 3-oxoacyl-[acyl-carrier-protein] synthase activity. Bases 1 to 1332 code for a protein of 443 amino acids. Lineage: Eukaryota; Metazoa; Mollusca; Gastropoda; Lottiidae. The record is from RefSeq and is a predicted model, not a curated record. The transcript has 6 exons.